CUCUUGAAAAAUGGCCGCAGAAACUGCAGGGGAGGCAGGGGUGUGGAGACAAACCAAAGCUCUUUUAUUCAAGAACUACCUUGUUAAAUGCAGGACUAAGAAGAGUAGUGUGCAGGAAGUCCUUUUUCCUCUAUUUUUUUUAUUUUGGCUUAUAUUAAUGAGCAUGAUGCAUCCAAAUAGGAAGUUUGGUGAGGUGCCCAACACUGAUCUUGGUACUUUAGAUCGCUCCAUGCUCUUGGACUUCAUUCUUGGAUACACACCAGUGACAAACAUGACAAGAAAAAUCAUGCAGAAAGUGUCUUUUGAAUACUUUGCAGAUGAUGUAAUUACAGAAGAAUUUUUCAGUGAAAAAGAAUUGCAAGAGGCUAGUACUGUUAACCCCUCAAAGUUUGUUGGUGUAGUUUUCAAAGAUUCCAUGUCCUACCAGCUUAGAUUCUUUCCUGGUGCGGUCACAGUGUCUUCUAUCAAUGUAGAAUCAAGAGCCAGUUGUUCUAGUUUAUCAAAGGGAUGUGAAUCUGUUACCUACUGGCACUCGGGAUUUGCAGCUCUACAAGCUUGUAUUGAUGCAGCAAUAAUACAGCUGAAGACUAAUCAUUCAGUUUGGGAAGAACUGGAAUCGACUAAAGCUGUUAUUAUGGGAGAGGCUGCUGAUAUGAAAAUCGAUUAUUUUCCUCGAGCAGUUAUUUUAAUUUACCUAGUAAUAGCUUUCUCACCCUUUGGGUACUAUUUGGCAAUUCAUAUUGUGGCAGAAAAGGAGAAGAAGUUGAAGGAAUUUUUAAAGAUAAUGGGGCUUCAUGACACCGCCUUUUGGCUGUCUUGGGUUCUACUGUACACAACUCUGAUUUUUGUCAUGUCCAUUCUCAUGGCAGUCAUUGCAACAGCCUCUUCACUAUUUCCCCAAAGUAGCUCCUUUGUGAUAUUUCUUCUUUUUUUCCUGUAUGGAAUAUCCUCAGUUUUCUUUGCUUUCAUGCUGACUCCUCUAUUUAAAAAAUCAAAGCAUGUGGGUAUAGUUGAAUUUUUGGCAACACUGGCUUUUGGUUUUGUGGGUCUCACUAUUGUCCUGUUGGAUGGUUUUCCAAAGUCUUUUGUAUGGAUUCUAAGCCCCUUGUGUCAGUGUACGUUCUUGAUUGGGAUUGCACAGGUCAUGUAUCUGGAAGAUUAUGAAGAUGGUGCAAUAUUUUCAAAUUUAAAUCACGGCCCUUAUCCACUAGUUAUUUCUCUUAUUUUACUGGUUCUGGAUAGCAUGUUUUACCUACUUCUAGCUGUCUAUCUUGAUCAGGUCAUUCCAGGUGAGUUUGGAUUACGACGGACAUCAUUUUUCUUUAUGAAGCCCUCAUUUUGGUCAAAGCGCAGAAGAAAUUACAAGGAGUUAUAUGAGAGUAGUGUUAAUGGAAGCUUAAGUUUCAGUGAGAUGGUUGAACCUGUAUCUUCAGAAUUUCAGGGAAAAGAAGCUAUCAGAAUCAGCUGUGUUCAGAAAACAUUCAGAAAAAAGGGUGAAACUGUGGAGGCUCUCAGAAGUUUAUCCUUUGACAUAUAUGAGGGUCAGAUUACAGCUUUACUUGGGCACAGUGGAACAGGCAAGACAACACUGAUGAACAUUCUUUGUGGACUCUGCCCACCUUCUGAUGGGUUUGCAUCUGUCUAUGGACACAGAAUCUCUGAAAUUGAUGAAAUGCUCGAUGUACGGAAGAUAACGGGUGUUUGCCCACAAUUAGAUAUACAUUUUGACGUAUUAACUGUGGAAGAGAAUUUAUCAAUAUUUGCACAUAUUAAAGGGAUAUCUCCCAAUGCUCUGAUACAAGAGGUGCAGAAAGUGAUGAAUGAUUUGGAUAUGCAGCCCAUCCGGGAUAACCAAGCUAAAAAAUUAAGUGGAGGGCAGAAGAGAAAGCUGUCGAUAGGAAUCGCUGUUCUUGGGAGCCCAAAGGUUUUACUCUUGGAUGAACCAACUGCUGGUAUGGACCCAUGUUCUCGGCACGUUGUUUGGAAUCUCCUGAAAAACAGACAAGCCAAUCGGGUAACAGUAUUCAGUACUCAUUUCAUGGAUGAGGCAGAUAUUCUUGCUGAUCGAAAAGCUGUGAUUUCUCAAGGGAUGCUGAAAUGUGUUGGCUCGUCUCUCUUCCUCAAAACCAAAUGGGGAGUUGGCUACCGCUUGAGUAUGCACAUAGAUGGGUAUUGCAAUACAGAAGCUACAACAGCCUUGAUCAGACAGCAUAUCCCUGGAGCCAGCUUGGUACAACAGAAUGAACUGCAGCUUGUGUAUACCUUACCUUUUAAAGAGAUGGACAAGUUUUCAGGAUUAUUUUCUGAUCUAGACACUCAUUCACAUUUGGGUGUUAUUACUUAUGGAGUUUCCAUGACAACGUUGGAGGAUGUGUUCCUGAAGCUGGAAAUUGAAGCAGAAAUUGAUCAAGCAGAUUAUAGCAUAUUUAAUUCCCAGUCAGCAGGCGAGGAAGUGGAUACAAAAUCACUUGAUGAGAUGGAACAAAGCCUACUGAUACUCUCUGAGACAAAAUCAUCUGCAGUAAGCAAUACAACUCUCUGGAAACAGCAGGUCUCUACUAUAGCAAAGGUUCACUUCCUUAACUUAAGACGUGAAAAUAAGUCAUUGGGAAUUAUGUUGUUGCUUUUUUUAGUUUUUCUUGUAGUUCAGAUUUUAAUGUUUCUUAUACAUCACUACUUCAAAAAUCCUGUGGUUCCCAUCAAACUUUCCCCAGAUUUGUACUUGCUGAAGCCUGGAGAAAAUUACUACAGGUACAAAACAAGUCUCCUCCUUCAGAACUCCACAGGAUCAAAUAUUGAUAAUCUCAUCAGUGCUCUCAGAAGCCAGAAGAUAUUGACUGAGAUGUUCAAUGACAGCGAUUACGUGUCAGCUGCACCCCACAGUGCAGCUUUAAAUGUGUCGCUUUCAGAAAAGAGCUACAUUUUUACAGCUGUAUUCAACAGUACUAUGGUGCACUCUUUGCCUGUUUUGAUGAACAUCAUUAGCAACCUGUUUCUCCACAACUUAAAUGUGACUGAGAAUAUUCAAAUCUGGAGUAACCCAUUCAUUCAAGAAAUUGAUGACACAGUUUUCAGACUGGAGGCUUUUUUUCAAGCAAUGUUACUAGGAAUCAUUGUAACGGGGGUGCCACCAUAUUUUGCCAUGGAAAAUGCAGAAAACCAUAAGAUCAAAGCUUACACUCAACUUAAGAUCUCAGGUCUUUAUCCAUCUGCUUACUGGAGUGGACAAGCAGUCAUUGACUUUCCUUUAUUUUUCAUUAUUCUUGUUCUGAUGAUAGGAAGCUUAUUUGCAUUUCAUCAUGGUGUUUAUUUUGAUACUUGGAAGUUCCUUGCUAUUAUCUUCUGCCUUAUUGGCUAUGUACCAUCAGUAGUGCUGUUCACUUACGUGCUCUCUUUCACCUUUAAAAAAGUGCAAAAUACCAAAGAAUUUUGGUCGUUCAUUUUUUCAAUGACUGCUUUGAUCUCUACUGUUGUCACUGAAGUAGCAUUCUUUAUGAGAUAUUUCAUGGUAACCACCAUUUUUCAUUAUGUCUUCUGUGCCUUCAUUCCAAUCUAUCCUCUUAUUGGAUGCCUGAUUAGUUUUAUAAAGGUAUCACGGAAACACCUACAAAAGAAUGAAAAAUACCAUGACCCCUGGGACAAACUCUUGGUAGCAGUUAUCGCGCCUUAUUUGCAAUGUGUAGUGUGGCUGUUCCUCCUGCGAUAUCUUGAAGUGAAAAAUGGAGGUAAAUCGAUAAGAGAGGACCCAUUUUUCAGAACUUCUACAAAGAUCAAAACAUGGAAAUUUCGAGAUGAUCCACAUAAUGAGAAUGAGGAUGAAGAUGUAAAGGCAGAGAGAUUGUGGGUCAAAGAAAUGACAACCUGCCAGAGCUGUGAUGAGAAACCAGCAAUUCUGGUCAGCAGUCUGCAUAAAGAAUAUGAUGAAAGGAAAGAUUUUCUUCUUGGGAGAAAAAUAAAGAAAGUGGCAACUAAACACGUCUCUUUUUGUGUAAAAAAAGGAGAAAUACUUGGAUUGCUAGGACCAAAUGGAGCUGGGAAAAGCACACUGAUUAAUAUGCUGGUGGGAGACGUUGAACCAACUGCUGGCCAGGUGCUGAUAGGAGACUAUUCUUUAGGAUUGAAUAGUGAGGACAGUUCUGCUAAAUUUGUGGGAUAUUGUCCUCAAAUAAAUCCACUUUGGCCAGAUAUUACAUUGCAGGAGCAUUUUGAAAUAUAUGGAUCUAUCAAAGGAAUGAGUAAAACUGAUGUGGAAGAAGUCGUAAAACGCAUUGCAAGGGCCCUUGAAUUGAAAGCCCAUCUACAGAAAACCACAAAGAAAUUAGCGGUCGGAAUUAAGCGCAAGUUAUGUUUUGCACUAAGUAUGCUGGGUAAUCCCCAGAUUACAUUGCUAGAUGAACCAUCUACUGGUAUGGAUCCUAAAGCCAAACAGCACAUGUGGAGGGCAAUUCGAGCAGCAUUUAAAAACAAAGAGAGAGCAGCUAUUCUGACCACUCAUUAUAUGGAAGAGGCUGAAGCUGUGUGUGAUCGAGUUGCAAUCCUGGUAUCUGGACAGUUAAGGUGUAUUGGUUCAGUUCAGCAUCUAAAGAGUAAAUUUGGCAGAGGCUAUUUCUUGGAAAUGAAAUUAAAAGAAACAGCAGGCGUACAACAGGUGGAGUGUCUUCACAGGCAUAUUUUGCACAUCUUCCCAAAUGCAUCUCAUCAGGAAAGUUUUUCCUCCAUUUUGGCAUAUAAAAUUCCUAAGGAAGAUGUACAGUCGCUCUCUCAGUCUUUUUCUAAACUGGAAGAAGCAAAACAUGCCUUUAAUAUCGAGGAGUACAACUUUUCUCAAGCAACCCUGGAACAGGUUUUUGUGGAGCUUGCUAAAGAACAAGAAGAGGAAGAUUACAGUUUUGGAACCUUAAACAGCACGCUUUGGUGGGAAAGAAGACAGGAAGAUAGAGUCAUUUUUUGAGCUCUUUAAAUACUGUAGGAUUCAAUAGAUGUACACUGCAGUUCAUGUUUGUCUGACUCUUUUGUUUUUGUUUUUGUUUUUUGUAAUGUGUGCUGAGUACUAAGAAAGCAGUUGAGAUUGAGAAAAAUAUCUGACUUGAAAAACAAAAAUAAUAUUUGGAAACUUUGGAAACUAUUUCCCCUUCCUGGCCUUAUCCAUCAAUAUUAUGCAAGUGUGGGAGUGCCUUUAUUUGUGAGGACUCUCAUUGUUAGCAUAUAAUUUGUCUGUUUUUUUUUAAUUUCUGAUCCACUCGCCUUACUCUGUCCUGUUUUGAAGCGAAAUGAUAAAUAACAAUUUAGUUCUUUAUAAUUUCCUGUUUGUUUUGGUCAAUCUGUGCGCUAUGCUUCUAGAAACUCCAACCUUGAGCUUGUUCAGCUGUUCAGUAUGUGAUAUCAGUAUAUAAUUGAUUAACUCCAGGAUCAAACUUCUGCCUUGCUUAUCUUUCAAGAGGCAGCUUCCACCAAACGCAGGGGUCCACAGAACCAGGACAGCAGCACUAGAAAAGAGUCACACAAGCAGAAGUCAGCAAAGAGGAUAUAGCAAUGCCAGAAGUCAAUGACUUAUCUGAGUUGGAGUAAACAUGUAGCUAUAAGGUGGAUGUUCAAAGAAGGUCAGUUUUGAGCUUUAACUGCCUGAUCGUGUCCUGGUAAACUUUAUUGUCACAUCCUCUGCAUACAAUUCCAGUUAGCCUACAUUGCUAUACAGACUUAACUGCCUGAUUCCAGGAUUCAUCGUGGAAUAUGAUGCUGGUUAGUUUAGCCUAAAUUGUUUAUAUGAUACCAAAUACCAAUACCUAAAAUUCAGUUAAUUUGUAUGCUGUCUUUAAAUUCCCGUUGGAUCGUGCUGAUCAAAAUCCUGAUGCUACUGUUUGGUACGUAUAUUUCAGGUCAACGCUCCUUAUCCAAAAUAAUCAGUUUGGUACAACAGUGCCUCCAUUAUGGCUCCUGCUCCAUCACCUAAAUUCUUGAGUUUAUUUGCUGUAUCUCCGUUUUAAACUCCUUCUCUUUGUGCCAUAUGUGGACUUUAGUAUCCAGAUGACCAUAUUUGUUAGUCUCUUCUCAUCAUAAUGUUCCUCUAGUCCUAUGCUGCUUCAGAAUAUGUAACUUGUGUAUUUUAACUAAUCUUUGCUUUUUCCCUUGUUCUCUGCCCUCUUCUGGGCUAGCAUCUCCCCGACUGAUCAGUAGGCACAUGAUCUAUAGCAGUGGUUCUCAAACUUUGGUACUGGUGACCCCUUUCACAUAGCAAGCCUCUGAGUGCGACCCCCCCCCCUUAUAAAUUAAAAACUCGUUUUUAUAUAUUUAACACCAUUAUAAAUGCUGGAGGGAAAGCAGGGUUUGGGGUGGAGGCUGACAGCUCGUGACCCACCCAUGUAAUAACCUUGCAACCCCCUCAGGGUUCCCGACCCCCAGUUUGAGAACCCCUGAUCUAUAGCAUAGUGAUGAGGGACACCGCUGUCACUUCACAAACUUGCUUGGAAGUUGGCCUUUUGCUUUAAUAAAAGAUACGGGGGGAAAGGAAAUUCAACAUUCAUCACUAAAUAGGGGCCCUAAAUUAUAUAAUAAACUUAGCUUGAGAUCCACUCAACAUAAAAAUAUUUACACGUUAGUAUAAUAUGGCACGUGGUUAACCGUUAUGUACCUUUUUAAUGCAAAUUGGCAGGUGUAACUCUAAUCAAGUUACCUUUGCAGGUUGCAUAAACAUUUAUAAUGCAUGCACUUGUAAGUUUAAAUGUGGUUUGCAAAGGUGGAUAGGUUCCUUUCAGUCUAUAUUUGUAACAGCAUGAGCACCAAAUGAAUAUAUCUUUAUGGAAUUUGCAUAAAUGUGAGCAUUUCUAGUUAUAUUCUUUGUUAAAACAACCUGUUUUAUUGAACACGUGUUCUAACACAUGUUUAAAAGGCAUUUCUUUAGGUGUGUUCAUUUUUUGUCACAGCGAAUUUACAGGCUUAUGCACCAAUACUCUCUAAUCUAUCUUUUUUGCGAUAGUAAUGAGGCAAUGCAAUACCAUGUCCAGUUCACUAACAGUGCUUUCUUAUUUCUAUCAUGCUCGUUUUCUCUCACCAUAAAUCAAAAAGAGUAAGCGCCAAAUGCAGAUAUUAUCUUGUCACUAAGAAUACUUUUGUUUGCUAUCUGGCAAAAUUAUUCUCUGUAGAAGAAAUAAGAGAGCCCAUGUGUGGUUCUACAUCCUCAGAUCUGAGAGCAAAUAUUCAUCCUGUUUGUGGUUUCAAAGAAAAAAAAUUUUGAUUUAAAAUUGAAAGAAUUGAUUAAUCUAACUGGCUAUUUAAUCUGAGCUUUUUAGAAUCAAAAUUCAGGUUUUUGAACAAUUGCUUGCAUUGUAGAAUGUAUUAAUUGAAAUGUAUUGUGCAAAUACUCUGUAUAUCUGAAGACACAUGGCACAUAAGACAUAUCAGUUAUGUAUUUAUCUUAAGAUUAGAAAAUUCCUAUCAUCUUCCUUUCUGAAAUGUUCAAAACUAUGCUAUAAGGCAAAGUUUUAUGCUCCCAAACAUUGUGUACCAUUGGGCAAUAAUUAAUGUAAAAUUGAUUGAUGUGCUUAAUUCUGUUUGUGUAGGCUCCCAUUUAUUUCAGUGCAAGUCUUAUAAUUGACAGUGGGGGCAGGAAUGAGCCCGAUAUAUGUAUAGGUUUUGCUUCUUUCUCUGUACAUCUAGGAUUGCAUGGAAUUAUGUGGAUCUUGUUUUCUUACAUGUUGCCCUUGAGCCUGUGAAUCCCACUUAGACCUUGAUAUCCUGCAUGGUGCUGCGAUCCCUCUGCUGAGUGGGAAGGGAGAGGGUGCAUUACCUUUCAGGAGCUGGUAUACAGUCAAUCUGUCCACUUGAAUAAGCCAUAUAUAGUGGAACCAUCUUGCACUGAAAUGUGGAGUAAUGUAACUCAGUUUAUAUUGAAAUAGAAUGAUUAUCUGCUGAAUUGUUUUAAGGCACUGACUGGGCCAAAUUCUGCUCUGUUACACUGAUGCAAUCCCAUUGCUAUUGUUGUAAUGUAUUUAUUUAACAUUUAUAUUGCAGUAGCAUCUAGAGACUGAUGCCCCAUUAUGCUGGGUGCUGUACAACUGUAUAGUAAAUGAGCUUACUACUGACUUAAAUCAGUCGAUUGAAUAGCAGUGACAGAGCAGACGUUUGUUCCAUUUAAUAAGAAAGUUUCUCUGUAUUUAUAACAAAGAUGAGGCUGAGAAUAAUAAUUACCCAGAGCUUGUGUUGAUGUGGUGUCUUUAUCCCAUUUAUCCUACAUAUCUGUCUUACUCUGGUACUUUCUUUAUCACUACAUGAUACCCCCAUUACCUCUGACUUCAUAUCUACUGACAUCAAAUCCCGUUGCUUACACUCUUAGGGUCUGAUCCAAAACCCAUUAAAUCAAUGUACGUAGUAGGAGCCUUUCCAUUGACUUCAGUGACCUUUAGAUCAGGAUCAUGCCCUUCGCAUCAGAUCAAUGUGAAUGAGUAAUAACCUGCACUACACAUUCAUUAUGUGAAUAAAAUGUAAUGCUUAUGCCUUAUAUCUUGCCAACAUAGUAUUAUUUUGUUGCUUUUUAUCAUCUUAAAGUAAACCUAUUAUAUAGACUAACUUUACUUUUAUAUAAGCAUUGGGUAGUGUUUGCACUCUUAUUUGGUUAAUAUGAGAAAUCUGAUGUAGCAUUGUUUCACUUUUUUCACAUUCAAAUACAUUUUGAAAUAUCAUAAAUCUAGUUAACUCUCUCACACUGGCACAUUCAAUACAUACCCGCUGCCAGUAGCAGAUAUAAUAGCUUCAGAAAAACACAAUUGGCCGAAAAGGAUUGGAAAAACUUAAACAUAAUAUUGAAUCUUUUCUUUCUCCAAAAGAUCAUAGAUAAUAGACUUAGGGAGAUCCUCCAUCCUCCUGCCUUUUGGGGAAGUAGGACAUUUGUCUUAUUCCCAGAACCAAAUUUUCUCCAGACUGUACAGGUUAAAUUCCCUUAUCCUUAUCCACAAACUUAUACAUGCUAAUUUUGACCUUCAUGCUCCCUAGAGUUUAACAAUAUUAUUCUUCGGGAUGAAGUGCCCCAAAUUGUAGAGUGGCCUUAUUUUGCCUAGUCUCUAAACUCAUGUCAUUUAGGUCACUUCUGCCUUUCACUGUGUUCAGAAUUACUCCAACAUGGUGUCAUCUAUAUUAUUAAUGUACAGUUUGCUCUUUCUUCUGAUGUAUGAAAAUACUGUGUUUGCCAGGUUAGGACCCUUUGUUAGACUUGAUGCCUCUUUCCGGUUUGACUCUCUUUCAUAAAUAAUUCCUCUGUUGAGCUACAACCGUUCAAACAGUUUUGUAUUCUAUCAUAAUAGCCAAAUAACAUUGUUCUGACUUUUCUAAUGGGGUUUGAUUUUCUAAUAGGUUUGUCUCUAACAUUUCUAUCGAAGGCUUUAUUAAAAUCUAGGAGAAAUGUGUGCAGAAUUGUUCUCAUCUACACUGCAGUAACCCUAUUGAUGGUUACUCUGAAUUUACACAGAUGUAAGUGAGAGCAGAAUUUGCCCCAUAAAGUCCACUACAUAUCUGGUGCCUAAUAGAGCUCAAAAACAGAGAAAAUUAUACGGAAGAUCAGAUAUAUCGAAAUACAAGGAAAGACAAUUUAUAUCAGCUUAAAACUUUAGGACUAAAAUGUUACAUUUGUGCUCUGUGGCUUUUGUUGGUAUUUUACUAUAAAUAAUAAACUCAACCCAAACUGUACAUAAUAGAGAAGUAAUACAUGACCUCAGAUGACAGUUUAACAGGAAGCCAGGUAGUUGUGGAUUCUUGUUCCAGGUCUGAUACUGAUAAUGCUGGGUGACCUUGGGCAAUUAACUUAGUUCCCCGUCUAUAAAACGGGUAUCAUAAUACUUAUCUACCUCACAGGGAUGUUGUGAGGAUCAAUUAGUAAAAGUGUAUACAAAACUUUAAAGAUAAAAUUGCUUUAGUAGUAUUAUAAGGAUGUAUUUUUGUAUUGGAGUUCUAAUAACUCAGAUUUUGCUCACAUUAUCAUGAGAAAUCCUUAUUUAAAAUAUAUUGUACAGUUGCAUGUAGUUUAUCUAUAUGAUAUGUGCUCUAUUCUUUCGUAGCAGAAAUAAUUUUUAUUUAAACAUUGUUAGCAUUCUUUUAAUGCACAUCCUGAUAUUAGUCAUAUGUUAUCAUGGGCAUUUAUGUUGUUUAAUUUUGUACAUAGGUUUAUUUUUCUUUUAUCAUUUUGCUGUAUUUGUAAAACAAUUAGCAAUUCUUUUUGUUUUUCCCAAUAGAAAGUGCUGUUGAAAUAAAGAUGGAUUGGAUUGCUAAUGCUCA
Molecule: messenger RNA, 10260 nt
Organism: Malaclemys terrapin pileata
Lineage: Eukaryota; Metazoa; Chordata; Testudines; Emydidae
Gene: ABCA5
Product: ATP binding cassette subfamily A member 5
Exons: 38
Coding region: 11-4951 (1646 amino acids)
Biological process (GO): lipid transport; transmembrane transport
Cellular component (GO): membrane; intracellular membrane-bounded organelle
Molecular function (GO): ABC-type transporter activity; ATP hydrolysis activity; lipid carrier activity
Source: RefSeq, a predicted model, not a curated record